Messenger RNA from Trichoderma reesei QM6a, 3693 nucleotides. RefSeq lists its product as uncharacterized. Gene Ontology annotation, biological process: protein import into peroxisome matrix. The transcript is spliced from 2 exons. Gene Ontology annotation, molecular function: ATP hydrolysis activity; ATP binding. Bases 1 to 3693 code for a protein of 1230 amino acids. The record is from RefSeq and is a predicted model, not a curated record. Gene Ontology annotation, cellular component: peroxisomal membrane; peroxisome; cytosol. Lineage: Eukaryota; Fungi; Ascomycota; Sordariomycetes; Hypocreales; Hypocreaceae.
AUGGCGCCCAGACGAAACGCGCAGUCGACCGCUGCCGAGCUGUCUCUGGUGCAUCUCAAGAACUGCCUCGUCAACCUCCCUGCUUCAUUGGUGAACUUGCUCGUCAAUGUCAACACUCCCGCCCAGAAUGUCGUCGUCGAACUCACAUACCGACCGUCUCCCUCCAGCGCGCAGACCGGCGGAGCGCCCAAGGAGCAGUCCGUCUUCGUAGGAUGGACGGGGAUGCCGAGCAAGAGGAGGGCCGCGCAGCUGGUAGGCCGGGACGGACUGGCCAGCUCGCGCGGCUCAGCGCGGGAUCAGGAGGUCCAGCUGGUCGAGAUCGACGCGACCUUUGCAAACACGCUCGGCCUGACGGACGGCGAAAGGGUCAUGGCCACGGUCCACGUCGACCCUCCGCUGGCUCACACCAUCAACAUCGAGCCGCUGACGCCCGAGGACUGGGAGAUUAUCGAGCUGCAUGCGACCUUCCUCGAGCUCAACCUGCAGUCCCAGAUACGCGCGCUUCCCAACCCGGCGUAUACCCCUGCUGGCGGCGCUCCGGUCCCGGCACAUCCAUUGACGCUGCAUCUGUCACCGACUUCGACGGCCGUUAUCAAGAUCACGUCCCUCGAGCCCGCGCCGGCGGCUGACGUGGCCUUUGUCAAGCUCUCGCCCAACGCCGAAGUCAUUGUCGCGCCGAAAACGAGAGCCAAGACGUCACAGAGCAGUGGCGACCACCGAAGCGUCGCGAGCACAUCGAAAUCCAAGAGGAGCGGAGCCAGCACCAUCCGGAGGCGGAGCGCCAGGGAGGAGAAGAGGCCGUCCUUGUUGCUCCGCGCCAUUGAUCGCGCCGCCUGCAACGAAUGGUUUGACGAGGGCAUUGCGGAGCCCGGUCUCUGCGUCUGGGUGGACCGCGACUACGUCCUGACCAACGAGUUCAGGGGCGUCAAUUAUGUCGUGGUGGAUGUUCUCAAGCCGGCGGGACUGCAGAAACCACAGCCCGAGGACGCAGCUGCUGCGGCGGCGAGCAAUGCGUCUUCCAAGAUUGUCGCGAAGCUGAAGCCGUGGGACGAUCCGCCCAACGGCCAGGCUGCGGCAUUGUCAGCGCCAUUGUGUGCUGCGCUUGGGUGUACGGGCAUCGUUGGAGGCAUCGUCAAGAUUCAGGCUGCGCCCCAGCCUCUGCCCCGGGGGGCGGUUCAGCAGAUCAAAGUGUUCCCUUUUGCGGCUGGCUCUAAAGUAGGCGAGGGUUUGCGAUUCGGCAUUGAGACGAAGGCGGAAAAGGAGGAGUCUACGAAGCGAUUCAGACACAUUUACUCUGGGCCCAAGGGAUCUGAGGGCCUCCUACAAGGGCCCAUAACUGACGGUCUUGUUGUUGAUCUGUACGACGGGCUGGAGGCUCCGCAAGGAUGGGAAGGGGGCAUCAUCAAGUUCGAGUACAGUUCAGAUGUCGCGUCACAGGAGCAGAACAAGGACGCGGCUCUGUGGAUGGCCGGCGUGGAUGCGAAGGUGCCCAUUGACUUCCAGCAGCCAGUACCGCGACCGCCCUGGACCUCCGAGACGGACAUAUUCGAGUUGCAGCCGUCACACGAUUCACUGCUCGUCGGCAUCGACACGCUGCUCGCAAACCUCCAGUCACAUCUCGCUCACAUGUCCUCGGUCCUGCUGACGGGCACAAAGGGCUCCGGCAAGACGUCUGUGGCCAGGUAUCUUGCCAGCCGGCUGCGCGAGGAGGCUCUCUUCUACACAAUCUACUUUUCGUGCCGCAAACUGGUCACAGACGAGGCGAGAAUAUCAACUAUCAAGGAAACUCUUAACCGCAUAUUCAUGUUGGCCAGCUGGGGCGCAAGGCUGGGUGGCAAGGCUCUUGUUGUUCUUGACGAUCUGGACAAGCUCAGCCCGGUAGAGACUGAGCUGCAGGUUGGAAACGACAAUGGCCGAAGUCGUCAAGUCAGCGAAACGAUUCGAUCUGUUGUGCGGCAGUACUGCAGCAAGGAGAGCGGCGUCACAUUGCUGGCAACGGCAGAGGGCAAAGAUACUCUGAACAGCGUCGUUGUCAGUGGCCACGUCGUCCGCGAGAUCAUCGAGCUCAAGGCCCCAGAUAAGGAUGGCCGGCGGAAGAUUAUGGAGGCCAUCGUGAAGCAGAAUGCGAUCGCUCAGGACGAGGCAUCAGGGCAGCCUGUCGAUGGCAGUCGGCCAGUAACCGCCAACGGCACGGAAACCUCCGAAGAAGCGAGCGACUGGCUUCACGGCAAUGACUCGCUUGCCAACGGCCAUGAAGACGGCGCUCCUGGCAAGACAGGCGGCUUCAUACUGGAUCAGGACCUCGAUUUCCUCGACAUUGCCGGCCAGACUGACGGCUAUCUGCCCGGUGACCUGACAGUUCUCAUUGCCAGAGCACGGAACGAAGCCAUUAUCCGAUCCAUCAACCUGACGCCCGACGACACCAUCGGAGCUGUGCAUCUCAGCCGCGUGGACUUCGACAAGGCCAUCAAGGGGUUCACGCCGGCAUCGUUGCGCAACGUAUCCCUACAGAGCUCGACAACGACAUUCAAGUCCAUUGGCGGUCUGCAGGAGACAAGACAGGUCCUCCUCGAGACGCUGCAGUACCCGACAAAAUACGCACCCAUCUUCUCGCAGUGCCCCCUGCGUCUACGAUCCGGCCUUCUCCUCUACGGCUUCCCUGGCUGCGGCAAAACGCUCCUGGCCAGCGCCGUCGCGGGAGAAUGCGGCCUCAACUUCAUCAGCGUCAAGGGUCCCGAGAUUCUCAACAAGUACAUUGGUGCGUCCGAAAAGAGCGUGCGCGACCUCUUUGACCGGGCCUCGGCGGCAAAGCCCUGCGUGCUAUUCUUUGACGAGUUCGACUCCAUCGCGCCCAAGCGUGGGCACGACUCUACGGGCGUGACGGACCGUGUGGUGAACCAGCUGCUCACGCAGAUGGACGGUGCCGAGGGCCUGUCAGGGGUGUACGUCCUGGCGGCCACGUCGCGGCCUGACCUCAUCGACCCGGCGCUGCUGCGUCCUGGCCGGUUGGACAAGUCGCUGCUGUGCGAUCUGCCGUCACUGGAGGACCGCGUCGACAUUAUUAAGGCGAUGCUGCAAAAGGUCCGGCUGUCGAGCGAGCUGACGGAGUCGGACGAGGCGCUGACGUCGAUUGCGCUCAAGACGGAGGGAUACUCGGGUGCUGAUCUGCAGGCGCUGGUGUCCAACGCGCAGCUGGAGGCCAUUCACGAUGUCCUGGGUGACAUGAACAACAACCCCAACACGAGCAGUUCGACGUCUGCAUCCCGACGCGGAAAGGACGGCAAGGGCGCUUCCGCGACGAGCUUCACGCAGUUUCGCUACGGCGUGGACGAGGAGGCCGCUCCCGAAGCAGCAGCCAAGAGCCGCUCUGCCGCGCUCGUCGAAAACGCCGCGAUCCUGUCCAAGCUGGAGCAGAUCAAGAUGGCGCGCCGCAAAGCCAAGGAAGCGCGCCGAGGCGGUGCUGGCGGCGCGGACGAUGCGGAGGGUAAGGGGGCGGCGGCGGCCGAUCAGCGCGAGGUCGUGGUGGGCUGGUCUCAUCUGACCAAGGCGCUGGAGAGCACGCGGGCGAGUAUCGGCAAGGACGAGAAGGCGCGGCUGCAGAAGAUUUAUCACGAGUUUGUGGUGGGACGGAGCGGGCAGAUGAAGGAUGGGCAGGGGAGUAUGGAGAUUGGGGGGCGGAGUAGCUUGAUGUGA